Molecule: messenger RNA, 711 nt
Organism: Endocarpon pusillum Z07020
Lineage: Eukaryota; Fungi; Ascomycota; Eurotiomycetes; Verrucariales; Verrucariaceae
Exons: 1
Coding region: 1-711 (236 amino acids)
Biological process (GO): silent mating-type cassette heterochromatin formation
Cellular component (GO): SHREC complex; rDNA heterochromatin
Source: RefSeq, a predicted model, not a curated record
AUGUCCAGUACAAGAAGUGGCAGCACAGACACAGACCAGGACACUCUUGUGGAGAGCAAACAAUGGAGAAAACUCCUUCCCUACCUCUUUUCAAUCACCCUACCACGCAUCAAGGUACGCCAGUCGGUUAAGGAAGACGGAACAACAAAAGAUACAAACCUUCUGCUCAUAACACGAAGCGACGGCAUCCAUAAGAUUGGAUAUCUUCCAAAUGUCGACAAAGACAUUCGUCUUCCUGAUGGGUCAGAAGCACGCAAAGCCUACCUGUGCAAGUUGGGGAGCAUACUUGCUGCCAAAGCUGGCAUCUCGAGUGGCGGAAACAAAAUCUAUGAUGGUUUUUGGGACGCGGUACCAGAGGUUCUUUUCGGGUACGAGAUAUUUGAACGAGUAAGAGGCAAGGUUGCACGCAACAAAGCAAGCGACCUGUAUGUGGUCGGCCAUCCCAUGGAAUCUGGUUCUGAAGCUCUCUUUCGGACACCAGAGGAGUUUGCUCAGCACUUGUUGUGGCUGGCUGAAGGCGAUAAGAAGAAGGACUGCCUAUGUGUACUAUGCACAAAGGAGAGGAAGAGGAAGACCAAGCAUGCAACAUCCGAGAACACAGAAGAAGUGGUGGAGAGCUGGAGGCGAGACUGCAAUGAUCGAGCGCAGUCGUAUCUGAGCUCGACAAGUUUGGGGGGCUUCUGGGGUGAUUUGCCAGAGCUGAGCGAAUGA